AUGAACUGGCUUUUCUCAAUUUCAAAGGGUGCUGGACCUCACACUCCGCUCAACAGUCUUCAACAACAAAGACAGCGGCAGAUUGAGUCGCUUAAAGCUGCUCAUCCGAGCAUAGCAGAAAUCCAGAAAGAUGUGGAAUACAGGAUCCCAUUUACAGUCAACAACUCCACCAUCACUAUUAACAUUCUUCUGCCUCCUCAGUUCCCUCAGGAGAAGCCAGUGGUUAGCGUAUAUCCUCCUGUUGGUCACCACCUCAUCGACAGCAAUAAUGGCACUUCGAUCACAAGCCCCCUCAUCACUAGCUUUGGGAUGCAUUCAGACCUAGGCAAGGUCAUUCAGAGUCUGCUAGAUGAGUUUUGGAAGAGUCCCCCUGCACUGAUGUCCACUGGUCAAUCUGGCUUUUCAUACAGUAUGUACAAGCCAUCGGGCAUCCCUCCUUACCCGACUCCAGGUUACCACUAUGGUCCUCGCCAUGUUGGUCAAAGUAAAACGCCUCCUCUCGCACCACUUCCAUCUGGAGUCGGACCAGCGCUUCAUCCUGGGAUUGAAGCUGUCCAUGGGUCCCCUCGACAUCCAGUACCUUAUGGUCUCAUUACUGACCUGCAGUUGCCUGUUCCUGUUGGAGACCUACAGGCUGGGCUAAAUGGACACAUGUAUAAGAUGCCUGAGAUUCCUGAGUCUUUUUCUGAACUGUCUGACUUGAAUCUGACUCAACUGUCCGACAUGUCAGAAAAUGAGGAUGUUUUACUGAGAUUCUUUGUGAUGCUGCCACAGCUCAAAAUAAUCGCAAGUGAUAAAGAGGACUUGGUCACUAACAUUGUGGAAAUGGCAAAGAGAAACCUUAUGAUGGAGCCACAACUGGAAGGAAAAAGACAAGAUGUUGUUAAUAAGUUUGAACAGUUGACUCAACUGAAGUCUGCCUUUGAGACAAAGAUGCAGAGACAACAUGAUCUUAGUGAGAGCUGUAGUCUGAGCACUCUCCAGGCUCGGUUAAAGGUUGCUGCACACCAAGCAGAGGAGGACUCUGAAGAGACAGCUGAAAACUUUUUGGAGGGACGCACUGACAUAGACGAAUUUCUUACCAGCUUCAUGGAAAAGAGAACGCUUUGCCACAGCAGAAGGGCCAAAGAGGAAAAAUUGCAACAGUCCAUCCACACACAUGAACAGUUUCCUACUCCCCUCUAG
Molecule: messenger RNA, 1185 nt
Organism: Nerophis lumbriciformis (worm pipefish)
Lineage: Eukaryota; Metazoa; Chordata; Actinopteri; Syngnathiformes; Syngnathidae
Source: RefSeq, a predicted model, not a curated record